This is a messenger RNA of Arachis duranensis, 2050 nucleotides long. RefSeq names its product casein kinase 1-like protein 1. Gene Ontology annotation, molecular function: protein serine/threonine kinase activity; ATP binding. Lineage: Eukaryota; Viridiplantae; Streptophyta; Magnoliopsida; Fabales; Fabaceae. The coding region runs from base 153 to 1571 and encodes 472 amino acids. Gene Ontology annotation, biological process: peptidyl-serine phosphorylation; endocytosis; signal transduction. The transcript is spliced from 14 exons. The record is from RefSeq and is a predicted model, not a curated record. Gene Ontology annotation, cellular component: cytoplasm; nucleus.
ACUGGUUCCUGAAAUUAGACGCUGGGAUUAGCUUUAGGUUAGCUUAGGGUUCCAAAAGAAAACCUCAAUUCUUCAUUUUAUUUAUUUGUUUUUUGCCUUUUUUAAGAAUUCUUUUUUUUUUUUUGUAAAGAGUUUUUGUGUUUUGAACUUUAAUGGAACCUCGCGUUGCGAAUAAGUUUCGGCUUGGCAGGAAGAUCGGUGCCGGUUCUUUCGGCGAGAUUUAUUUAGGUACUAAUGUUCAAACUAACGAGGAAGUUGCAAUUAAGCUUGAAAAUGUCAACACAAGACAUCCUCAGUUGCUGUAUGAGUCCAAGUUGUACAGGAUUCUCCAGGGAGGAACUGGUAUUCCUAAUAUCAAAUGGUUUGGAGUAGAGGGAGAAUACAAUGUUCUAGUGAUGGAUCUCCUUGGACCUAGUCUAGAAGAUCUAUUCAACUUCUGUAGUAGAAAGCUCUCGCUAAAGACAGUUCUCAUGCUUGCUGAUCAAAUGAUCAACCGUGUUGAGUUUAUUCAUUCUAAAUCAUUUCUACAUCGGGAUCUCAAACCAGAUAAUUUCCUCAUGGGAUUGGGAAGGCGGGCUAACCAGGUUUACUGUAUUGAUUUUGGAUUGGCAAAGAAAUACAGAGAUAGUACAACUCACCAACACAUUCCUUACAGGGAAAAUAAGAAUUUGACCGGAACAGCAAGAUAUGCUAGCAUGAAUACUCACCUUGGCAUUGAGCAAAGUCGAAGAGAUGAUUUAGAAUCUCUUGGUUUUGUCUUGAUGUACUUCCUGAGAGGAAGUCUCCCUUGGCAAGGACUUAGAGCAGGAACCAAGAAACAGAAGUAUGAGAAAAUCAGUGAAAAAAAAGUCACUACCUCAAUAGAGGCCUUGUGUCGAGGUUAUCCAACAGAAUUUGCAUCAUACUUCCAUUACUGCCGCUCUUUAAGGUUUGAUGAUAGGCCAGAUUAUGCUUACCUGAAGAGAAUAUUCCGUGACCUGUUUAUUCGUGAAGGAUUUCAGUUUGAUUAUGUGUUUGACUGGACCAUCUUGAAGUAUCAGCAAUCACAACUAGCCACUCCACCAGCGCGUGCUUCUGCUCCUAAUGCUGGAACUAGUUCUGGAAUGCCUCCGCCUGUGACCAACGCUGCUGAUAGGCAGACAGGAGGGGAAGAAGGAAGACCCCCUGGCCUGGUUUCUGUGGAUUCAAGGCGAAUAAUAUCAGGGCCCAUUUUAAAUUCUGUAACUUCUUUAAAGCAGAAAAAUGCGGUCAUCCCUGAUUCUGCUGUUAGUAAGGAUGCUAUGUUAUCUAGCACCAAUAUCUUGGGCCAGUCAAGUGGAUCAAGGCGAGUUGCUGCUGGCAGCCGUGAGACUUUUGCUGGUGUCGAAUUGGAUCCUCGUACGCGUAUGGCAGAGGCUAGCCCCGGAGCAGCAAACAGAGUUUCAAGUGUGCGAAAAAGUUCACCUAUUAGGUCUUUAGACCCCAAGAAAGUAGUAUCAUCAGCUAAAGGUGCUUCCCAUGUCAAGAAUUAUGAAAGUACAGUUAAGGGUAUGGAGCGUUUGCAGUUAGAAGAUGAUGAGAGGGCCCCUUAAUUCUCACAUUUUUCACAAUUGUGUAAAUGUAAAAUUGAGUUUAACAGGUAUAAAGCAACAGUUACUUAUGUCGGCAAGGUGAGCUGUGAAGAGGUUGUAGGUCUGAACUCAGAAAUAUGACUUUUUCACUGUUAUUUCAUCUUAUAACGAUAAAGCUGAGAUGAAAGAGUUUCAGCUAAAGCAGGGAUCGUUCUUGCUAUAAAGCUUAGGUCCUGGCACUUAUGUUCUAGUGGGAAACCCAUAAAUUUUGUAACCUUUUCCUGUGAGAUUUUUUGAUUUACCAUAUAUGCUUACAGCUUACUGUCGUGGGUCACAUGGUUCAAACUAUUAAUUACCAACCAAAACCAGUGUAAUUAGCCAUUGUACUUAAGUUUUGGAUGAGAGUUGAUGUUUCUAAAUUUUAAGGGUUCAUGGAGAUUACCGUGCGACGUCUCUACCUGACAUUAGUCAUUUCAUAUUUUCAUUUGUCUUUUUCCUUA